AUGCUUGGGCCUCAGUUGCUGCUGCUGCUGUCCAUUGGGGGACACCUGCUCAGUGCUGACCCAGGGACUGACAGCAUCUCAGGCCUCAACAUCCAGGACAGCCUGUCGUCCUAUGAGACAGCUCAGGACAGGGGCUGGUGUUCCACUUGGGGAACUGGGCACUUCUCCACCUUCGACCGCCACAUCUAUGACUUCGCUGGUACCUGCAACUACAUCUUCGCGGCCAUCUGCCAGGACACGUCGUCCACCUUCAGCAUCCAGCUCCGGCGUGGACCAGAGGGGACAGCGACCCGCAUCAUCGUGGAGCUGGGCUCCUCUGUGGUCACGGUGCAGGGAGGCAAAAUCACCAUCAAGGAUGUAGGGGUGGUGAGCACCCCCUACACCAGCAACGGACUCCAGAUCACGCCCUUCGGUCAGAACACAAGGCUGGUGGCUAAGCAGCUGGAAUUGGAGCUGGAGGUGCUGUGGGGCCCGGACGGCUACAUCAUGGUCCUGGUGGAGAAGAAAUACAUGGAGAAGAUGUGUGGGCUGUGUGGGAACUUCGACGGGGACGAGUCCAAUGAGUUCCUGAGUGAGACUGGCAAGCCCCUGGACGUCCACAAGUAUGCUGCCCUCCAGAGACUGGAUGACCCCAAUGAGAUCUGCGCCUUCGAGCCAAUCCCCAAGCCCCGCACUCAGCCGGCUACACACGCCCAGAUCUGCGCCCACCUGCUGAGCCUGGUGUCCCCCGAGUGCAACAUCCCCCGGGAGCCUUAUGUGAAGAGCUGCCAGGCGGAAAUGGCUGCCUGCUCUCGGCCCGGUCAGCACAACUGCAGCUGUGCCACGCUCUCAGAGUUCUCCCGCCAGUGCAGCAUGGCCUGCCAGGCCGUCCGCCCCUGGAGGGAGCCCGGCUUCUGCUCGGUGGGGCAGUGCCCAGGUAACCAGGUGUACAAAGAGUGCGGCCCAGCCUAUCUCAGGACUUGCUCCAACCCAAGGCACAGCUUCCCCAGCUACUGCACCUUCGGCUGCUUCUGUCCUGAAGGCACGGUCCUCGACGACCUCUCCCGAAGCCAGACCUGUGUGCCAGUCUCCCAGUGCCCCUGCACAGUCAGCGGGGUGCUCUAUGCCCCAGGGGAGGUCGUGACAUCUGCCUGCAAAAUAUGCCGGUGCCAUGAUGGCGUCUGGACAUGCACGGAGCGGCCUUGCCCUGGACGCUGCUCCCUGGAAGGUGGCUCUUUCGUCACCACGUUCGACGCCAGGCCCUACCGCUUCCACGGCACCUGCACUUACAUCCUGCUCCAGAGUCCCCAGCUCCCUGCCCCUGGCACGCUCCUGGCCGUGUACGAAAAGUCUGGUUACUCGCACUCGGAAACCUCCCUCGUUUCUGUGAUCUACAUGUCAGGCCACGAUAAAAUCAUGAUUUCUCAUAAUGAACUGGUCACAAACAAUGGUGAAGUGAAGAGGCUGCCCUACCACGUGGGUAACGUCACUGUCUUCAGACAGACGUCCACCAGCUUCCAAAUGACCACAACCUUCGGGCUUGAGCUCACUGUUCAGCUGCAGCCUGUGUUCCAGGCUUACAUCACUGUGGGGCCCCACUUCAAGGGCCAGACCCGAGGGCUCUGUGGCAAUUACAACGGGGACACAACUGACGACUUCACAACCAGCAUGGACAUUGCAGAAGGCACUGCUUCAGUCUUCGUGGACUCCUGGAGGGCAGAGAACUGCCCAGAGGCCCUAGAGCGAGAGACCGACCCCUGCUCCAUGAGUCAUCUCAACAAGGUGUGUGCAGAGACUCACUGCUCGGUCCUGUUGAAGAAAGGCUCCGUGUUCGAGAAGUGCCACGCAGUGGUGGACCCCAAACCCUUCUACAAGAGGUGUGUCUAUCAGGCGUGCAACUACGAGGCGACCUUCCCCCACAUCUGUGCUGCCCUGGGCACCUACGCCCACCUGUGCGCCUCCCGCGGAGUCGUGCUCUGGGGCUGGAGGAACCACGUGGAGAACUGCACCAUCUCUUGCACGGGCAACAGUACGUUCAGCUAUGAGAGCCAGGCCUGCAACCGCACGUGCCUGUCACUGUCGGACCACACGCUCGAGUGCCACCCCAGCUCAGUGCCCAGUGAGGGCUGCAACUGUCCCGAGGGCACUUACCUGAACCACAAGGGAGAGUGUGUGCGCCAGGCUCAGUGUCCCUGUCGGCUGAAUGACAAGCUCAUCCCAGCCGGCCAGUCCAUGCUGGUGGGCGACAUCCAGUGCUACUGCACCAGCGGUCGGCUGAGCUGCCCAGGCACAUCCCGAGAGUACCUGGCCACCUGCACAGCCCCAAAGAUCUUCCAGUCUUGCAGCCAAUCCUCAGAGAACGAGUUUGGGGCAUCCUGUGCCCCCACAUGCCAGAUGCUGGCCACUGGCACCACCUGUGUCCCCACCAAGUGUGAGCCUGGCUGUGUCUGUGCUGAUGGCCUCUACGAGGAUGCCAGUGGUCAGUGUGUGCCUCCUGAAGACUGCCCCUGUGAGUUUGCAGGGACUUCCUACCCCAGGGGCUCCAAGAUCAAUACCGCCUGUCAGGCCUGCACCUGCCAGUGGGGGAAGUGGACAUGCGAGAUGGACUCCCACUGCCCCUCAACCUGCACCCUCUACGGGGAAGGUCACAUGAUCACCUUUGAUGGACAGCGCUUCCUCUUCCAGGGAAGCUGCGAGUAUACUCUGGCCACGGAUGCCUGUGGUGCCAACAACUCUCAGCCCACCUUCAAAAUCGUCACCGAAAAUGUUAUCUGUGGCAAGACAGGGGUCACGUGCUCACGGGCCAUCAGGCUUACGCUGGGGGCCCUGUCCAUUGUAUUGGAGGACAAGAACUACACUGUCAGCGGGCACGAUCCCCAAGUGAGCUUCCGAGUGCAGUCUGGCUCCCUGCACCUGGUGCUGGACAUCUGCAUCGCCAGCAAGUACAACCUGACGGUGAUCUGGAACAAACACAUGAUGGUUCUCAUCAAAGUUUCACGUGCCUCUGCACAGGACACUCUCUGUGGCUUGUGCGGAAACUACAAUGGGGACAUGAAGGACGACUUCGAGACCCGCAACAAGUACGUGGUCUCCAACGAGCUGGACUUUGUGAAUUCAUGGAAGGAGAACCCGCUGUGUGGGGACGCGGGCUUUGUGGUGGACACCUGCAGCCUCAACACGUUCCGCCUCUCCUGGGCCCAGCGCAAGUGCAGCAUCAUCAACAGUCAGACCUUCGCGGCCUGCCACAGCCAGGUGUACCGCAUGCCUUACUACGAUGCCUGUGUGCGUGAUGCGUGUGGCUGCGACACAGGUGGGGACUGCGAGUGUCUCUGUGAUGCAGUAGCCGCCUACGCCAAGGCCUGCCUCGACAAGGGCGUUUGUGUGGACUGGAGGACCCCUGAUUUCUGUCCUGUCUACUGUGACUUUUACAAUACUCAUGAGAAAGUGGGCCUCAGCAGAGAGUACCAGUAUGUGAAUGAAGUCAACUGCACGUGGCACUACCAGCCCUGCCUCUGCCCCAACCAGCUGCAGAAUCACCCUCAUGUCAACAUCGAAGGCUGCUACAACUGCUCCCAGGACCACUACUUCGAUCCCAGCAAGGGCACGUGUGUGCCAUGUGCCCCGCCCACCACGCCAGCACCAGCCACCACGUCGCCACCGCCCACCACAGCUUCAGCUCAAAGCACCUUGGCUGUCACACCAUGGGUCACAUCGGAACUAACGCCAACGUCAACUCAGGCUAUGACAGCCACCAGAGCCACGGUGACACAUGCGACCAGCUGGCCAACAGGGCCUCCCCUCCCCACACUGACACAGACCACAGCCCAGGUCACAGCGCGUACCACAUCACCCACAGCCACUCCAGUGACACCAAAAUGGACUUCAGGGACCCCACCAGCCCACACCAUCCUCCAUGGCUCCGUUUACCACGACCACUCACAGUACCAUAGGCACAGCCAAGACCACCAGUUCCUCUUCCUCGCACCCUUCGUCAGCUCUACCUCACUCCACCGUCUCUCCUCUUCAUACCACCGUCACACCCACGGCCACCACCAGAGGUACGGGGACCCCUGUCCCUGCCACUUCCUCAGCGGCCACCCCUAG
Molecule: messenger RNA, 4083 nt
Organism: Elephantulus edwardii (Cape elephant shrew)
Lineage: Eukaryota; Metazoa; Chordata; Mammalia; Macroscelidea; Macroscelididae
Gene: MUC6
Product: mucin 6, oligomeric mucus/gel-forming
Exons: 30
Coding region: 1-4083 (1360 amino acids)
Cellular component (GO): extracellular matrix
Molecular function (GO): protein binding
Source: RefSeq, a predicted model, not a curated record